UCAACUAUUUCUAUGGGAUCAACUGCUGUCGCUGUAUCAACAUUCAACAGUAAUUUGACUAGCAGUAGAUACUGUACUUUGUAACUUGAUUUUACCAACGUCAACAGACAAAAAAAGAAAGGAAUAAACAUGUGCAUAUCCACGACAGAAGAUAGUCUUGCAAUUUGAACCACAAUGCUUCUUCUGAAAGUCAUAUGAUAUUGCAAAGUGAUGGGAAAUAUUUGUAUUUAAAAAACAAAAAAAUGGCUGAGGAGUCCUGUCCCGUGGCCCUGUCUGAGCUGUGUCUGGCCCAGGUGUGUCUCAGCCUGGACUCCCUCUGCAGCACGCAACCAGAUGGCUCCCUGAGGCUCAGCUGGGCCCCACUGCUCCCACAGGAAAUGGCUGAUCAGCUACUGCACAAGAUGGCUACCCAGGGCACGCUAAACGACAGAACAGUCGGUAUCUUCCGCAGCUGUGAACAACUCCGUCUGCGCAGAGCUUGUAUCCGCUCCUCUCCCCUCUCUGCAGAGGCCUUCCGUCUGGCCCUCUGCCCUCACCGGUUGCAGGAGCUGGAUGCUUCCCGGGUCCCUGGGGGCCUCACUGGGGCCCACAUCCUCUCAGGCCUGGCCUCCAACCCGGAGUGCAGAGCCAGCCUGCAGAGGCUCACACUGAGCAGGCUCCAGAUGGGCUGGAAGUCCAUGGAGGUGGAGGAAGGGCAGGUGGGCUUCAGCUCUCUGCAGGGCCUGAAGAUACUCAACCUGGCUAACACGGACCUCACAGACCCCCUCCUGGAGGACAUCUGUACUCUCCCACAGCUAGAGGGCCUGGACAUCUCCAGCACCCCCGUCAUGGAGCUGAGUGCCCUGCUGGGUUGCCGGUUUACCCUGAGAUCCCUGACUGCCCACGGGCUGAGGCAGCUGGACAUGUCCCCUGCCAGGGUGAUCUCCAUCCUUAGCCAGCUCCACGCUCUCAGGCACCUGGACCUCUCUGACGACCGCUUCGCCUCUGCACCGCCCUCCGCAGAGGAUGACGAAUGGGGGGAGGGGGAUGAAGCGGUGAGGCUGCUUCUGGAGGGGGGUUCUGGGGUUCUCCCAGCACUUGUGUCUCUGGAUGUGUCUGGAAGGAAGAAGGUGACUGAAGGGGCGGUCACGGCCUUCGUGGAGGGGAGGAGUGGGCUGGUGUUCCUGGGGCUGCUGGCUACUGGGGCUGGCUCCUGUGACGUUCUGUCUGGGAAGGACAACUUAAAGGUGACCGGCGAGGCCAAUGAGAAGCAGAUCUGUGAGUCUCUGAGGAGGUACAGAGAGAGAGAGUGUUUCACACGCGAGGCCCUGGUCCAUCUCUACCAGCUGACUAACGACAUGUACGACCAGACCAGACCAGACAUCCUGAAGCUGGUGUUGGGAGGGAUGCAGAACCACUCAGAGUCUCUCCCUGUCCAGCUGGUGGCCUCAGCCUGCGUCUUCAACCUGACCAAUCAGGACAUGGCUGUGGGCAUGCCCCACCCCCUGCUCAGCGCAGUCGUACAUCAAGUACUGGAAGCCAUGAGAAGCUUCCCCAGCCACCAACAGUUACAGAAGAACUGCCUGCUGGUGCUCUGCAGUGACACCAUCCUUCAGGACGUCCCUUUUGACAGAUUCGAAGCAGCCAAGCUGGUGAUGAACUGGCUCAGCGGUCACGUGGACCGGACCCUGCAGAGGAUGGCCGUGGCCGUCAUCUCCAUACUAGUGGCCAAACUGUCCACACAGCAGACCACACAGCUGGGGGCUGAUAUCUUUAUUAUGAAGCAGCUGCUGGGUAUAGUGCAACAGAAAGCCAUGGCGGGAGUAGUGGACUCCACUCUGAAGUUUGCCCUGAGUGCUCUGUGGAACCUGACUGAUGAGACACCCACUGCAUCGCGACACUUCAUCCAAUGUCAGGGCCUGGAGCUGUACGAGGAAGUGCUGGAGUCCUACUCCUCUGAGUCUUCUAUACAGCAGAAAGUUCUAGGUCUUCUGAACAACAUAGCCGAGGUGGAGGAGCUGCAGGCAGACAUGAUGGAGGAGGACCUGUUGGAGCACGUAGUGACCCUGCUCCAGGGGCCCCAGGUGGAGGUGGGGGUCAGCUACUUCGCUGGGGGCAUCCUGGCCCACCUCACCUCCAGACAGGAUGCAUGGACCCUAGACCAGGGGCUCCGUCAAACUAUACUGGAACAGAUGCAUGCUGCCAUACUGACCUGGGCCCUCCCUGAGCGUGAGAUGGUCUCCUACAGGUCGUUCCGGCCGUUCUUCUCCCUGCUCCAGACCUCUCAGCCUGCUGGAGUGCAGCUAUGGGCUGUCUGGGCUAUGCGUCUCGUCUGCACUCAGAACGGUGUGCAGUACUGCCAUAUGCUCCAGGAGGAUGGGGCAGUGGAACUCCUGAAUACCUUGUCCUCUGACCUUGACACCCACAGCGACGUUAGAGGGAUGGCAGAGAGCAUCCUGGGUAUGGUGGAGCACCACCAGACUGCCAGCAAUCCCCUGAGAACACAGCCAGCAAUCCCCUGAGAACACAGCCAGAAAAGGGACAUCAUGGGAGGUCAUGAUGGAUCUGUGACCCUUGACCCCUUAGUCACAGGUGGGAGGAGGAUUCUAUAUUUUUAAAUACAUUAGGUAUUAGGAAAGGGUGUGUUUAAAUAUAAAUUAUUCUCUUUCUGUGUACAGUCUACUAGAUGUAAUUUAUAGUAGUUGCAUUGGUGGAAAUUAGGCUAAUAAAUAAAUAUAUAUUAAUAUUA
This is a messenger RNA of Coregonus clupeaformis (lake whitefish), 2728 nucleotides long. Its product is annotated as protein zyg-11 homolog. Lineage: Eukaryota; Metazoa; Chordata; Actinopteri; Salmoniformes; Salmonidae. The record is from RefSeq and is a predicted model, not a curated record. Gene Ontology annotation, cellular component: Cul2-RING ubiquitin ligase complex. Bases 195 to 2501 code for a protein of 768 amino acids. The transcript is spliced from 14 exons.